Triplophysa rosa is the source of this 2851-nucleotide messenger RNA. RefSeq names its product divergent protein kinase domain 1Aa (gene dipk1aa). The coding region runs from base 306 to 1592 and encodes 428 amino acids. The transcript has 5 exons. The record is from RefSeq and is a predicted model, not a curated record. NCBI's taxonomy places the organism in Eukaryota, Metazoa, Chordata, Actinopteri, Cypriniformes, Nemacheilidae.
UCGUAUACGCCUGCGCCCUUGACAUGCUGCUGUCUCGCUGCUUUUAAAACAGCUGCACUUGAAAGUGCUAGCCGCUGGAUGUCAACCAAGACGACUCGAAUAACAUUAAAUUCCCGACCAAUGUAUAAAUACACAUACCAGUCCCGGGGAAGUCUACGAUGUAUUUGGACAGUGAGCGCUGACACGUAAUGCAUAGGACGAGCCGAUUCUCUUAAAGUUCGCUGGACGAUAUUUCAUUUUCUUUGGCAUAUGGAGACAGUCCGCUCUAGAUAACCCUCAGAUCUCUGAGAUGAUCCAUUUCUGCAAUGGCGAGGGGUCUGUUUUCACGGGCCUGGAUGUUAAAGACUUAUCACGUUCAGGCUCGGCUGUCUUACAUUAGAGUGAAGUAUCUCUUCCUCGUGUGGCUUGUGGUGUUUGUUGGCAGUUGGGUUGUUUACGUGCAAUAUUCCACUUACACUGAGCUAUGCAGAGGACGAGAAUGCAAGAGCAUCAUUUGUGACAAAUACAGUAAAGGUAUUAUUGAUGGCUCUGCCUGUAGCAGCCUGUGUGAAGAAAGCUCACUGUACUUUGGAAGGUGUCUCUCCACCAAGCCAAACAAUCAGGUGUAUACAAGCAGCUGGGGUGACCAGGAUGGUGUUAUCAAGUGUCAGCUAGGUGACGUUCUCCACUAUGAACUGGGAGAGGAGAUGGAGCUAAAGAAAGAGAUAGCACUGUUUGACAAACCCACUCGUGGAACCUCUGUAGAGAAGUUCAAGGAGAUGGUUGCCAGUCAUUUGAAGGCAAAAGUUGGAGAGCAAGCCAACCUCUCCAGUUUGGUAACCCUGAUUCUCUCAGUUGCAGACAGCAAUAAAGAUGGCCAUAUUUCACUCCCUGAAGCCAAAUCUGCUUGGGCUUUAUUGCAGCUCAAUGAGGUUCUGCUUGCAGUGGUGCUCCAAGGUCGAGAACACACACCCAGACUUUUAGGCUUCUGUGGGGACUUGUACGUGGUGGAGCGUGUGCCUCAUGCUCCGCUGUAUGGACUCAGCCUUACGUGGCCCAUGGACCUAUGGAUCCCUACGGGUAUGCGGCGAAGCAUGGACCAGUGGUUCACACCUUCCUGGCCCCGUAAGGCUAAAAUCUUUAUCGGCUUGCUGGAACUUAUAGAAGACAUUUUCCACGGUACCUUUGGGAGCUUCUUAAUGUGUGACAUGAGAGCCAGUACUUUUGGUUACAACGAUCGGCAUGACCUCAGGCUGGUAGACGGACGACGCGUGGUAGCGGAAGAGGCCUUCAAACAGGCUAUGAUCCUCCAGCGCUGCGAGGAGGACGAGGACUGCGUGUACGGCGUGGACUGUCGGACUGCAUGUGACCGUGCAGAACACCAUUGCAUGGCCGAGGUGGCUCAGCCUAACUUGGCCAGGGCCUGUGAAUCACUAAAAGAUUACCUCCUACGAGGAGCUCCCGUUCAUUUACAGGAAGAGCUGGAGAAGCAGUUAUAUGCCUGCAUGGCCCUCAAGGGUUCAGCCGAGCAGAUGGAGAUGGAACACUCUCUCAUUCUCAACAACCUUAAAACAUUGCUGUGGAAACAAAUCUCACACACUAAUGACUCGUGAAGAAAAUAAGCUACAUUGGUGACAACGUUCAGAAUCCUGAAUGUCAGAAAAGCUAGUCGGAAAAUGCAAUGCUGGUUUGUUUUGAUAAGCUUAAUGAGUGGUGCUGGUGCUCUUCACAAAUUCUUUUCCACAAUAGAAGUCGUAUUAAACCUGUGACAAAUUAUGCUCAGGCUCACCAUCUCGCAUAAAAUUCACAUUUCUAUUUGUGUUUUUGUCUCCACACUUUGAUCAGCGAUCAUGCAUCAGUUUUACCUUCAAGUGUUUUGAAGGAGCAAAUGACAAUAAUUUUGCAUCCGUUGUUGGAUGUUAAUAUAGAAAGCUAAGAAAUGCACUCACCACAAACUAUGGUUGUGUUAAUCAUGGUUGUGUAAAUCGUGUAUUGUAAUGUCAUUAAUGAGCACAGCAAAAAGAGCCAUAAAGGAGCCAUGGACAAUAUGAAUCAAAUGCCUUGAUAUGCAUGUUGACGGAGUGUUUCAACAUUCUUUUUCAAUGCUUGUGUGUGAAGAUUCCUCAUUACUCAAAAUACAAUCGAUAGUCUAAUCAUUUUAAGAAUGAUGAGAAAAAUAUUGACAGAGCAAGUCUGCAUCGCACAAUAAGGACCCAAAUGUUUACAAGAAUGUCUGAUGAUGCUUUUAAUUGAUCAGCAUUGUUGAUCCAUUAUUUACUUUAAUUUUGGUUUUGGCUUCCCAGUCUUGACCAAGGAGGUCAAGAUGGACUGUUUUUACCAUCUGUUUUUGCAUAAUGUAAACAUGGCAAAAUGUUAAACAGCUGAAAGUUGUUAAUUAUGUUUUCUAAAAUUAUGCAGAAUUGGGUAAUGCAUAAAAGUUAAUUACAGACAUUUCAACCCUGAGUGACUUUCUGUAAAGUUCUGAAGGCACAGAUUGCAUCCGUUCAUAAGGCACAACUAAUGCUUAAUAUGGCAAAUAUACUUUUUAAGCUAAAACAAUUUGAAACAUCUAUCACCAUCAUAUUUCAUGAUGUACUAAUGAAUAGAAGAGGUUUAUGUUUUUGGUAAUUAUAUCAACUAUUUUUCAGUGGGAUGUUUUGGAUUGUACACAAUACAUUUGUCAGUUUGCAUCAUUUAGUGUAUUCAUGAAACACAUUGCUGCUGUUCAAGCGUUAAACUGACAAAGUUUUAUAAGAUUUGACUGCAUGACUUUGCACAUUAAAAAUGUUUAAAAUAACCUCAAGUCUGUAUCACUGUUUGUCAUUGUCCAGUGCCAUCUAUCAGACCCUACCAACAUGAUGAAGAAACCUGC